Nymphaea colorata (pocket water lily) is the source of this 1849-nucleotide messenger RNA. RefSeq lists its product as uncharacterized. Bases 266 to 1567 code for a protein of 433 amino acids. The transcript is spliced from 13 exons. The record is from RefSeq and is a predicted model, not a curated record. Lineage: Eukaryota; Viridiplantae; Streptophyta; Magnoliopsida; Nymphaeales; Nymphaeaceae.
GUUUGCGGCCUUUCGCCCCCUCACUUUCCUCUUGCCUGGCGUCGGCCACCGUUUAUGGGCGUAUAAAACUCGCGCAAACCGUUGCGUCUUUUCUCCGAUCGCGAUUUCUGGAUGGCCGCCUCUGGGAUUUUCCGCUUCGCAUCUCUCAAGACCAUGAUCUUUUGCUUCGUUUUUUCGUGUUUUUGGUCUCAUUUUCUCAACAAGCACAGAGAUUACCUUUAGGAGGUGAAGGUAGGGAAGAAAGGGGAAGGAGGAGAAGGGAGGAAUGGGGAAAGGAAAGGGCCGCCGUCGAGCUGCUUCAUUCUUUGCUAGCGAUGACGAAACCCUUAGUACGGUUUCAACAGCUGAGUCGUCCGAGCUUUCAUUGGCGCCAGAAGUCGAUGAGGUUCGCAGUGAUACAGCUGAACUCGAUAACUACUUGGAUGCUCUUUAUGAGAAGAGGUUAUCAACCAGAGAAGCUGGACUAAAUGGCUUGUGCAAGGUACUUAUGAGUGGGAUACAUGUGGACUUUGCAGUAGACAAGGGUGAAACUUUGCUCCAUCAGUGUGUUUCCAUCCUCAAAAAAGGUGCUGCUUCUGAGAUUUCCUUGGCUGCACGUGUGUUGGGCUUGCUUAUUAUUACGGUAGGAGAGAGUGAAUUGGCUCCUAUGAUAUACAGUGAAUCAAGUUCCCAUCUAUCUCGCAUUUCUAAACAGGGAACAAAUGUUGCUAGUCGUGUUUCGGCACUGAAAUCUCUUGCUAUUAUGACCUUUGUUGUGGGCAAUGAUGAGGAUACAGAUACCACGCUGAAUGUUCUCUGGCAAGUUGGUUCAUAUAAUAAGGCUUUAUUCGCCAAUAAGGCCUCUGGAAUCACUGAGCCAAAUCAUGAAGUUAGGGCAGCUGCGCUAACUUCAUGGGCAUUCCUUCUGACGACUGCAACUGCAGAACAAAUUGACUCUUUUUGUCUGAAAGGAUUCAAUGCUUUGAUUCCACUGUUAAAAAUGGAUGAACGAUCUGUGCGGCUUGCUGCUGGAGAAGGGAUUGUUAUAAUCUUUGAGAGGGCAAACAUAAGUGCAUCCAAAUUUGAUGAUGGAGAGCCCUUCGAGUCUGUCAGUGGAAACUUGUCAAGAAGUACAUAUGAAGAUGUUAUCCAUCAAAUGAAGGAUCUCUCAAUCGAAGCUGGUGGAAGAGGAACAUCAAAGAAAGAACUGGGUAGUCAGCGUAGCUUUUUCUAUGAUGUUCUGGCCUACAUAGAGGAGGGAGUAGGACCAGAUGUUUCUGUUAAGUUGAGCAACUCUGAAUGUUUGAGGGUUACUUCCUGGAUGCAGUCAAUACAGAUGAACAUGUUCAAAAACUUUCUUGGAGGUGGCUUUCAGACACAUUUGCUGGGCAAUACUUUUCUACAUGAUGUUUUUGAUUUUAAACCAAAACAGAGCAAGAAACAAGUAUUAUCAACAAAGGAGAAGAGGAUGUACUUGUCACCAAAUUCGGUUUUAAACAAGGCCAGAACUCAAGAGUUGAACAAGCAAAGGUCAAAUGCUCGGGUUGGUAAUUAUGGACACUACAGCAUCAACGUGGUCGAGGAUUAGCUGUAUGUUUGGUCUGAAGUAUUAUUGGUGAAGGCCCUUUAAUUUCCUCAGUUUGUAUUGUAGAUGCUGCCUCCUGUAACUUUUCUACCGUGGGGAAUUGUUUGUAGUUUAUACAAUUUUUUGCAGGGGCCAAAUUUAGGUACUUGGUUGGCCACUGCCGGCAUGAAUGUUGUUAAUGCAUGUAAAUGCUAGAGUUGGAUCUCCGAAAGUGGCUGGGAUUUGUAUUCCGAUGCAAUGCGAACAUCAGUGAAGAUCAAACAACGUUUCUGAUUGAUGCUUUUA